AUGGGCUGCUGUGGCGAACCUAUCGACAAGGCUAACGGCUACGACAACCGCCCUGUUCAACAGCCCCAGGGCGUCGUGACGAACCAACCGACGGGACAAUGGCCGCAGGGGAUGGAGAAGCCUUUGCCAGGAGGUCCAGGAUUCCAGCAGCCGACGAUUCAGACGCCAGCGGCCACGUAUAACCAAGCAAGUGUGAAUGGGAUGGGGCAGAAUAUGCAGGGCCAGCCUUGGGCGCAGACACCGCCGACCUCACCGCCGCCGACAACGCAAGUGCCGCAUCAGUAUACGGGGUAUUCGUCACCAAACCAUACUGGUUAUGGCUCGAUGGAUGCCAAUAGCAUUAUGAGACCGCCUUCAGCUUUCAACCCACAUGCACCAACGGGAACACCUCCAAUAUCUACGAGUCCACCGCCCAUCCCACAGUUACCGCCCAGCCUUCAACCCCAAUCACAGCAGGAUGAGGGAAGGAUGUCCGUGUCGAUUGACUUUGGUACUACGUUCUCGGGCGUCGCUUAUGGAUCAUCGCGUAUUGCUGGGGGUCAAAUACAACAAAUCCUAAAUUGGCCAGGUUCAUUCGAGACGUUCAGGAAGAUCCCUACAUGUUUGCUCUAUGAUGAAGAAGGACGGGUUCUUGCGUGGGGUUUGGAAGCGAAGAAUGCGAGUCCUAUGGCUGGCACACACAAGUGUGAAUGGUUUAAGCUUUUCCUGGAACCUCAUGCUCUCCGCGACGAGUCCACAGUCGACCCACGUCUCCCAGAUAUCCCACCUGGAAAACGCGCUUUGGACCUCAUCAUUGACUUCCUCACUUGCCUAUGGGAGUACGCAAAAGACCAAAUCACUCGAGAUCUGGGAAGUGUGGCAGACCUGAACACCGCCGAGGUUUGGCUCACUGUCCCUGCCGCAUGGGAUGCCAAAGGCUGCGAAAUCAUGAGAGAGGCGGCAAUCGCGGCUGGCCUUGUUCAGAGUUCCCGUGCGGGAGACACAACGUGGCGAGAUCGGUUGAAGAUCAUUACGGAACCCGAGGCUGCAGCGGUGCACUGCGCAAACUUGUCCAACCUGCACCAUCUCAAGCCGUCUCAAAAUUUCAUUGUGUGCGACGCUGGUGGUGGUACCGUGGAUCUUGCCGUGUACAAGAUCAUUGGCCAAAUGGCCAACCUGGAAAUAGCCGAAAUGUGUGCUCGUUCUGGGGCAAACUGCGGGAGUUUGUUCCUUGACCUCCGAUUCCGGGAGCUUGUAAAGACGCUGUUGUCCGAUCAUCCAGCCCACCUCGACCCAGCUUCUCUUGCUUAUUUCAUGCACUCUUUCAGCGAAACGGACAAGUUGAACUAUGCUGGGAUUGAGGACGAUGAUAAUAUGUUCCACUUCACGUGUUUCAACGUAGAGGAUCCCCAUGAUCCUUCUGUUGGACUCAUCAACGGACAAUUGUCGAUUCCAGGAAACUUGCUGCGCCGAGAAGUCUUCGACCCUGUUGUCAACGAGGUUCUCCAACUCAUCGAAGAUCAACUGGCCAAAGUUGAUCAACCUAUCCAUGCUCUGCUUCUCGUGGGAGGCUUUGCUGGGAGUGAAUACCUCAAGCAGCGGGUUGAGGCUCAGUUCCAGAACCGCAUACGUACUAUUGCCAGACCUCCGGAUGCUGAUACCGCCACUCUCCGCGGUGCAGCACAGUAUGGUCUUGCCAAGCGAAGUUUGGUCUCCACUGUAAUUGCACCCCGCUCGUACAUCAUGAAGGUCAAGUUGCCCGCAGAGCAAGAGGAUUGGCUGAAGCGCCCUGCGUACAUCAAAACAAAUGACGCGGGUGUACCUAUUUGUGAAAACAGUACCUUGUGUCGAAGGGAGCUAUCAUUCGGAAAGGGUGAGGCCGCUUUGAUUGGUUGUUAUCUAACUGUGGAGCUGAAGAAGAGUUUCAGGCAAAGACUAACGACGAAGUUCUGCAAAUUUUCGCAGACACCCUCAGAUUCGUCGUUUGUCGCCACGCUGUUCACGAGCGACUCGGAGAAGAUCAUGAGAUAUACCGAUGAAGGAGAAUUGAUGGAACUCUGCAAAUGGACCGUGGACUUGACAUCACUUCCGACCUUCCAGCAAAAUGCCGCUGCAUCAAAUAUGGGAGGGUUUUAUACUGGUAUGGAACUCCAUUCCUUGUACUCUGUUGAUGGGUAUCCGAGUUGA
Coprinopsis cinerea okayama7#130 is the source of this 2166-nucleotide messenger RNA. Its product is annotated as hsp70-like protein. NCBI's taxonomy places the organism in Eukaryota, Fungi, Basidiomycota, Agaricomycetes, Agaricales, Psathyrellaceae. The record is from RefSeq and is a predicted model, not a curated record. Bases 1 to 2166 code for a protein of 721 amino acids. The transcript has 16 exons.